GCGGGGAAGGGAGCAGGGGGCGCGCCGGCCGGGGGACUGCUGAACGAAUUGAAAAUGUCUGAAGACGUAGGUGAUGGCGUCCCCCCUGAAGAAGAGCCUGGAGUAAUGGAAAAGCCCAGCAGUGAGGUGUCACCUCGUGAGUCAGUACCAGACCUUGUGGAAGCUGAGGUCUUACAUGAGUCUGCACAAGAUGGAAGUGGACAGGCUGCUCCAAGUGCUGGGAACGGACAGGAAGGAGGAGACAUAUUUAUUCACGAAAACCCUUUGGCUGGAAAAAUAGUUGAAAGUCUGCCUUCCAGUGGAGAGGUGACUGAAGAUGUGAUCACUGAGUGCAGUGAGACUGUGAGCCUUGAUGCGGAACCUGAAUCUGAAGAAACACUGAAUGAACAAAGCAGCACAGCUGCAGACUCCUCAGCUAAAGCAAGUAGAUGGGGAGCUUGGGGUACCUGGGGAAAGUCUCUCCUGUCGUCAGCUUCUGCCACAGUGGGUCAUGGGAUAACAGCAGUAAAGGAAAAAGCAGGAACUACCCUGGGAAUUCAUAACACAAGUUCAGUGUCUUCAGAAACAGCAGACUCUCCUGCAGCUGAAACACCAAUUAUACAAGCAGAAGAUUCCCUGGACCAAAGCUCUUCUGAGAAUAUUCCUUCUCCUUCAUCUGGAUCUCGUGGCAUGUUGUCAGCUAUCACUAAUGCUGUACAGAACACAGGGAAAAGUGUAUUAUCCGGCGGCUUAGAUGCUUUGGAAUUUAUUGGGAAGAAAACCAUGAAUGUCCUUGCAGAAAGCGAUCCUGGAUUUAAGAGAACCAAAACACUGAUGGAACGAACAGUUUCUCUCUCUCAGCUGUUGAGAGAAGCUAAAGAAAAAGAAAAACAGAGGAGGGCCCAGCAAGUUACAGUUGAAAGAACAGCACAUUAUGGACUACUUUUUGAUGAGUUCCAAGGUUUGUCUCAUCUGGAAGCUCUGGAAAUCCUGUCAAAUGAAAGUGAAGCCCAGAUUCAGUCAUAUUUAGCAACACUUGAUGGAGAGCAGCUGGAGACUGUGAAAAAUGAUUUAAUUGCUAUAAAGGAGAUUUUUGUUCCAAAGGAAUCAGAUGAUGAAGUGGUACCCGCACAGAAAGCAGAUAUGGGAGAGGAGUUUGUCAGUGUGCUCACGGAACUGCUCUUCGAAUUGCACGUUGCUGCUACUCCUGACAAACUUAAUAAGGCUAGGAAAAAAGCUCAUGAAUGGCUUGAAGAAGCCAGUUUCUCCACCUCAGUAGACAUAGAAGAGAAGCUAAAAGAAAAAUCUGAAGAACCUGGUGAAGACAAGACUGAAAAAGAAGAUAAAAUUGAUGCUGAUAAACCAGAAGUAAAUAAAAACAAAACUGUGGAGGAAAUCUACAUGCUGUCCAUUGAAAGUCUGGCUGAGGUAACUGCUCGUUGUAUUGAACAGCUUCAUAAAGUAGCAGAAUUAAUUCUACAUGGGCAGGAAGUAGAAAAAACAGCUCAAGAUCAAGCAAAAGUACUGACAAAUUUAACGAGUGCCAUGUGCAAUGAAGUUGCAUGUUUAUCAAAGAAGUUUUCCGACUCUUUAACAGCAGCUGGGAGCAAUAUGAAGGCAGAGGCUCUUAACCCCAUCAUCGACAGCGUGCAAUUAGAGGGCUGCAACAGCACUACUUAUAUCCGGGAUGCUUUCCAGCUCUUGCUUCCAGUUCUGCAGAUUUCCCAUAUCCAGACCAGCUGUUUAAAGGUGCAGGAGUGACCUUGGCCCAGCAGUUGUCCCCACGGGGCUUAGCAGAAACCACAGACCUCCUGUCGUCUGCAGAGAGAAGAGAUGGUUCGAGGGACAUCUGGCCACUUGGAGUCCUCUGAAGACACUAAACGCAGUUUUGCACAUAUUGAACAACAUUUUGAAACUUUUUAGACUUUAGAAGUAGUUAGUAAAGUGAGGAAUUUCUUUUCCGUUAGACGAUAUCCUUUGCAUUAAUUUAAACUGAAGUUUGUUGAUACUGGCGUUCACUUAAAUCCAGAUUCUAAGUGUCGACCCGUUCAGUCGAAGAUGAUUUAGGAAGCAAAUUAGAAUGUAAAGUUUUUCAAAAGGUUUCAGCCCAAAUGACUGUUUCCCUUGUCUCCAUUCUGUCAGUUAAAAAUGCGUAUUUCAAAAGUUGUUUUCAGUAUUUAGUUUUAGCCAACGUGAACAAAUUAUCAUAGUCUUCCACUUGUUAAAUACUUUUUACAGGAGCACAUAAUAACAUCAUCAUAAUCUGUACUGCUUGCAUAACACUUUGUGUUGAAAGAGUUGUACAGUAAUAGGCAUUACCUUUACUAAAUUAAAAUCAUGGAGUAUACACAUCCAGAAUGAUACUGAAAAGACAUUUUCUGAGCCAGGUAAGAGUACAGGUAAAGACCCAUAAUUUUAUAUUCAUUGAUGUCUAUUUCUUCCUUCCAACAGCUGAACAACAUUGCAGACCAAAGUAAUCUUUUUAAUACUCAAUGAAUAGAAAAGUUCCCAUUUGAAACACCUCCAAAAUAAUCUCCUCUCCCUUGUGUUACCCCUGUGGGCUUUAAUAUGGACUUUAAACAUCAUGAACCUUUUUAUCAGCUGGAGAUAGUGAUACUGACAGUUCAGAAAUACAGUUUUGGAGGCUUCAAGGAAGUUGUGGAAAGAAGGUAGGAGAGAAUUGCUGUAAGAGAAUGUCAGAGAAAUCACAUUUUCUCUGAGGCAGUAGAGAGACAGAGCAUAACUGAGCAGCAGGAGUGACAUUUCGUAGUGACACUAACAACCAUGAUAAUUUAUUUGUAUCCUUAGUUUAAAAUCCUGAGCUGUGUUUAGGAAUUUGAAAUAUCCUGAAUUUGCUAAGGCUGGUUCACCUCGUAGACAGGAAGAACCUUCCAGUAUUUCUGUUCUCCUGGAUUUUCAUUGUUUAUUACAUUUCCUUCAGCUACUUUGUACCUUGUUUUUUCCCUCCCAAUACACUCAUUAAUUGUAUUUAAAUGCUUGUUCAUUGUAGUUAACACCUGAAUAUGUUUAAUCAUAGAAGCAUAGUUCAUACAUCAUAAAAAUAAUGAGAUGGAGCAGGAGGAAAUACUGUCAUUUUUGUUAGAAAAGAGAAACCAUGUAUUUGUUUUGCCCAUGGUAACUUUUUUGGGUCCAGACAAGAGGGGACAGAAAGGUCUGUGUGUGUCCUAUCCUGUUGUGGUCCCUGUUCUGCUGUCACACAUACUGUGAUUUUUUUGUUAUUUAGAGAUGGAAUUUUCACUGUCCCUGAAAAAAGGCAACUGGUGAGCAGAGUCACUAGCCCAAAGGGAGGGUACAGCUCCCACCCACCCUUACAGCCACGACACUUCCAUCUGGCAUUGCUUCAUUUCAGAAAGCAUCUUUUCAGAAGCU
Molecule: messenger RNA, 3369 nt
Organism: Calidris pugnax (ruff)
Lineage: Eukaryota; Metazoa; Chordata; Aves; Charadriiformes; Scolopacidae
Gene: FAM114A1
Product: family with sequence similarity 114 member A1
Exons: 14
Coding region: 55-1740 (561 amino acids)
Source: RefSeq, a predicted model, not a curated record